This is a messenger RNA of Wallemia mellicola CBS 633.66, 279 nucleotides long. RefSeq lists its product as hypothetical. The transcript has 2 exons. Gene Ontology annotation, cellular component: mitochondrial matrix. The coding region runs from base 1 to 279 and encodes 92 amino acids. The record is from RefSeq and is a predicted model, not a curated record. Lineage: Eukaryota; Fungi; Basidiomycota; Wallemiomycetes; Wallemiales; Wallemiaceae. Gene Ontology annotation, biological process: mitochondrial proton-transporting ATP synthase complex assembly.
AUGUCAGCGAUCAGUCUAUAUAGAAAUUUACUCAGAGAAUUCAGCAAAAGUACACCAAAAGGAGAGCGUAAUGGUCAGAUAUUCGGCCAUCUAAGAACUUUAUUCAUUUCUUCCACACACUCACAAGAAGAUAUGCAAAAUAUGGUAGAAUUCCUUAAAGCAUCUAGAAACCACAAAGAUCUCCUUAAACGCUACAAUCCACUAUCAGAUCAGACUCCUGAGGAGAGAGUCAAAGCCACCGCACGUAGAGUUGGUUUAGAUGUACCAAAGACUGUAUAA